Triticum aestivum (bread wheat) is the source of this 2097-nucleotide messenger RNA. Its product is annotated as L-type lectin-domain containing receptor kinase IX.1-like. Gene Ontology annotation, biological process: protein phosphorylation. NCBI's taxonomy places the organism in Eukaryota, Viridiplantae, Streptophyta, Magnoliopsida, Poales, Poaceae. Gene Ontology annotation, molecular function: protein kinase activity; ATP binding; carbohydrate binding. The transcript is spliced from 3 exons. Bases 1 to 2097 code for a protein of 698 amino acids. The record is from RefSeq and is a predicted model, not a curated record.
AUGAGCCCUCACCACCUUCUCUCCGUCUCUGGCUCCGUGUACAUCCUUUGUCUUUGCUACUCGCUCUCCUUGUUAACCAGCAGCGCACCUCCGGCAGGUCUGGCUACCGCUCUCUCCUUCAGCUUCAACUUCUCCGAUAGCUCCGGCUCCGGCGACCUCUGCGACACGGAGGUCAGGUGCGAACGCGACACGCGCAUGGGCCCCGGUGCGAUCGAGCUAACAAAGAACGAGAUCAGAGACAACUUGUACAGCCUCGGCCGGGCAUCAUACGUGCACCCGGUGACGCUCUGGGACAACACCACGGGCGAGGUGGCCAGCUUCUCCUCCAACUUCACGUUCCAGAUUAGGUUAAAAAACGAGACGGACGGACAGCUUCGUGGUCUCUGUGGCUCGAGCAGUACGCCUAAUGAUGGUGUAGCUGAUGGUAUGGCUAUGGCUUUCUUCCUGGCGCACUACCCAUCCAGGCUCCCUCCCAAUAGCGUUGGCGGGAACCUCGCUCUCUUCAAUGACAACAACAACUUGGAUGCCACUGGUGAUGACCGCGUCGUCCCCGUGGAAUCCGACACCUUCCUCAACUCCUGGGACCAUAGCGACAACCAUCUCGGCAUAGACGUGAACUCCAUCAACUCCAAGGCCUACGCAAACAUGAGCAAGCGCCUGGUCUCCGACGAUGACGUCGUCAUGACUGCCGAGAUCAGCUACGAGAACCUCACGGGUGUUCUGGUCGCCCUUCUGCAGAUUGACGGCGACGGACCGCCAUUCAUUGUAAAUACUUCGGUGGACAUGAAGAGGGAUCUGCCCCAACAAGUUUCAGUCGGCUUCGCUGCAUCAACUGGUGCGUGCAUCGAGCGGCAUCAGGUGAUGUCUUGGUCGUUUAGAUCCACUCUAGAUGAUGCCAUGGUGGCUGCCAGUACCAUUCCACGACGUCGAGCACCGGUGCAUGUGCUAGUGCAUUCUGUAGUAGCAGCUUUUCUGGUGUUGCUCUGUGUUGCCGCUGUCCUCGGGCGAUGCAUAUGGAAGAAGCUAGAUGAUUCUAAAGACAAAGAACGUGAGCAAGCUGAGUUCGAGAGAGGGGUAGGCCCUAGACGUUACCGCUACUGUGAGCUCGCCGCCACCACCAAGAACUUCCCGGAGGAGGGGAAGCUCGGGCGAGGAGGCUUUGGCAACGUCUACCGGGGUGACAGCCUUAGCGACCAAGACCGCCCGGUGGCCAUCAAGAUGCUCUCUGCAGAAUUGUCUGCACAGGGGAGGAAGGAGUACGAGUCUGAGGUGAAGAUCAUAAGCCGGUUGAGACAUCGGAACCUUGUGCACUUGCUAGGCUGGUCCGACAGCCGCAAAGGGCUCCUACUCGUCUAUGAGCUCGUACCGGAAGGCAGCCUGUACCGACACAUAAACACUAGUUGCCUGCUUACUUGGCCUGAGAGAUACAAGAUCAUCCUUGGACUGGGAUCUGCAUUGCGCUAUCUCCACACAGAGUGGGAUCAGUGUGUGCUUCAUGGCGACAUCAAGCCCAGCAACAUACUCCUCGACUCAUCACGCAACACCAAGUUGGCGGAUUUCAGGCUGGCGAGGCUCGUCGAGCAUGGAGCCGGGCCACUGAUGACGCAGGUUGUCAUGGGCACCGUAGGGUAUAUAGACCCGGAAUUCAUCCGCACGCGCCGGCCAAGCACCGAAGCCGACGUCUACAGCUUUGGCAUCGUUGUGUUGGAGGUCGUGUCCGGCCGGCGACCGGAGAUGGGAACAGGAGAACCGGCCGACAAAGCCAUCCCGUUGCUCAGAUGGAUUUGGGACCUGUACGAGAAGGGAACCAUAGUUGAAGCGGUGGAAGAGAGGCUCAAGGGGGAAGACAUGCAGCAGCUCGAUGAUGUCGACAUCAGUAAGGGGCAAAUGCACCACGCGCUAGUCGUGGGGCUCUGGUGCACGCACCCGCACCUGGGUGUGCAGCCGUCAGUAGUACAGCUCAUGAACGUCUUGCAGUCGGAGGACGUCACGUUGCCGACCCUGUCGCCGCCAGCCCUGGCCAACAUUAACACUGGAUCACAUGCCUCAUCGGCCAUUGCUUGUAGCGACGUGUCUUGGGCCAGCAGUGGCAGAUGA